Messenger RNA from Amaranthus tricolor (Joseph's coat), 1513 nucleotides. Its product is annotated as UDP-arabinopyranose mutase 1-like. The coding region runs from base 265 to 1332 and encodes 355 amino acids. NCBI's taxonomy places the organism in Eukaryota, Viridiplantae, Streptophyta, Magnoliopsida, Caryophyllales, Amaranthaceae. The record is from RefSeq and is a predicted model, not a curated record. The transcript is spliced from 4 exons. Gene Ontology annotation, molecular function: UDP-arabinopyranose mutase activity. Gene Ontology annotation, biological process: plant-type cell wall biogenesis; UDP-L-arabinose metabolic process. Gene Ontology annotation, cellular component: Golgi apparatus; cytosol.
AAUCUUAAUUCAAGGAGAAUUCACAAGCCAAAUCACAUACCUCUCACACCUUUCUUACAUCCCUAUUAAUUUAUUCCCAAUAUAAAUAAAUAAAUAAAUCCCUUUUCCCUCCAUCAACAAAAUAUAAAACAAAAAAAAAACACAAAAAAAAAACCCAAACUUCUAUAAAUUUCAAUCAUCCAAAACUCUAAACUCAAUAAAAAAACUUUCUACUUUCUCUCUCUAGAAAUUUUUUGUUUUCCCCUGUUUUUUUUCUGUUCAUCAAUGGCUACUUCUGCAACUCCAUUGCUGAAAGAUGAGCUUGAUAUUGUGAUACCCACAAUUAGAAACCUUGAUUUUCUUGAAAUGUGGAGGCCAUUUUUUGAACCAUAUCAUUUGAUCAUUGUACAAGAUGGUGAUCCUACAAAAAAAAUUAGGGUUCCUCAAGGAUUUGAUUAUGAACUUUAUAAUAGAGAUGAUAUUAAUAGAAUUUUGGGUCCUAAAUCUAAUUGUAUUUCUUUCAAAGAUUCUGCUUGCCGUUGUUUUGGUUAUAUGGUUUCCAAGAAGAAGUAUAUUUACACCAUUGAUGAUGAUUGUUUCGUUGCCAAGGACCCAUCCGGCCAUGACAUUAACGCGCUAGAUCAGCACAUCAAGAACCUUUUGAGCCCUUCAACACCUUUCUUCUUCAACACAUUGUACGAUCCUUUUCGUGAUGGUGCUGAUUUUGUUCGGGGAUACCCCUUUAGCUUGCGCGAGGGUGUUCCAACUGCUGUUUCUCAUGGUUUGUGGCUUAAUAUCCCUGAUUAUGAUGCACCAACUCAGCUUGUCAAACCCCUCGAGAGGAACAAAAGGUAUGUGGAUGCAGUUUUGACUAUCCCAAAGGGUACAUUGUUCCCCAUGUGUGGUAUGAACUUGGCUUUCGAUCGUGAGCUUAUCGGACCUGCCAUGUACUUCGGUCUCAUGGGCGAUGGUCAGCCCAUUGGACGUUACGAUGAUAUGUGGGCUGGAUGGUGUGUCAAGGUCAUUUGUGAUCACUUGGGAUUAGGAGUGAAAACCGGUCUCCCCUACAUCUUUCACAGCAAGGCUAGCAACCCUUUCACAAACUUAAGGAAAGAAUACAAAGGCAUUUUUUGGCAAGAAGAGAUCAUCCCAUUCUUCCAAUCUGCUGUCAUUCCACAAGAGUGCACCACAGUUCAACAAUGCUACAAAGAGCUCUCCAAGCAAGUCAAAGAUAAGCUAGCGAAAAUCGAUCCUUACUUCGACCAGCUUGCGGAUGCCAUGAUCACAUGGAUCGAUGCAUGGGACGAGCUCAACCCACCUAGCUCCAAGUUGCCUAACGGCAACGCCAAGUAGAUUUGAUCAAUAACAUUUUUAUGUUCAAUUCAGAUUUUUUUUAUGUCAUAUGAAGUAUUGAGGUUACUAAUAGGCUCACAUUCUACAUUUACAUCUUCAAAAUUUCAGGAAUCAUAAUUUGUUAUUUACUUUAAACCUUGUGGGGCCAUGAGCUUUAGAACAAUAAAUUUUAGUUUCUAUC